This is a messenger RNA of Lottia gigantea (owl limpet), 1887 nucleotides long. RefSeq lists its product as hypothetical. Lineage: Eukaryota; Metazoa; Mollusca; Gastropoda; Lottiidae. The record is from RefSeq and is a predicted model, not a curated record. Gene Ontology annotation, molecular function: 2-oxoglutarate-dependent dioxygenase activity. The transcript is spliced from 13 exons. Bases 1 to 1887 code for a protein of 628 amino acids.
AUGUGGAAAAUUUUCUCUUUUCAUUGGAUAUAUUUCCUUUUUUCAUUGUUUUGUUUACUUCAUAGUGUAACGUGCGUCAAAAAAGUCUCAAAGACUCCCAGGAAGUCUAAGGAAUCCGAAGUUUCUAAGGAAUCUACAAAAAGAUCCGCGAGUUUGGAUGAUGAUCCAUCUUUGUGGCCAGGGCAUCUCCAGCCGCUUGGAAGUUCACAGCAAGUUCACAAAGUAGAUGCCUACAAAAAGUACCUAAAACCGGAGGAGUUCCUUAAUAGCUAUGCAGCCCCUUAUCUACCAGUUUUAUUUCAAGCCGUUGAACAAACCUCCAUAGCGUAUGAAAAAUGGGGGAACAUAACUUAUUUUACAGUUUUACCACAAACUCUAACAAAUUGGGUUCACAUUUCACCAGAAGUAGGACAGGUUUCAUUCAGAAAGUUUUUAUUAAAUUAUACAGAUAAAGGAUCCGUUUUUAACAACAAAGUGCCAUUUUUCAUGAGGUCUGCCAAAUGGGAGCCUUAUAGAGAUGAUGUGUCUGUACCAAAAUGUCUUCAUUGUGAACCAAUUCUCAAUUCAUUUUCAACGCAUAAAUUAUGGAUCAGUCAUACAGAUCAAUCUAGUCCAAUACACAGAAGAAAUAAAGAUACCAUACACUGUACUUUUGUUGGUUCUCAAGAAUUUACUUUGAUAAGCCAUAUUGAGUACGGUGAUAAGGUACCCGUUGACUAUACCACGAUAGAUAUAAAUAAGGUAGAUUUUACAAAAUUCCCAACUUUAAGGGAAGUAGAAUACCACAAAGUUCGAGUUAAGGCUGGAGAUUGUCUGUAUAUUCCAACUAAAUGGUAUUGGCAGGUGAGAUCUACUGGGAAGACCUACUCUGCUGAUAUAGAAUGGUACCAUAGAAAUAAAACAGUAAAAUCUUCAAACUGUAAAACCAAGACUAGUAUUUCUAGCCUUAAUUCUGUUGUAUUUAAGGAUAUUGACGAUCCUACAACUAUAGAAACCGAUGUUUUGUUGCAUUAUUUUACAACAUAUCUACUGAAUGUACCAAAGUUUACAUUGCCACAGUUUGAAAGACAUCUGAAGAAGGAUAAGAAAUUUAUGGAAGAUUUAAUUGAAUGGACUGAUGAGCUACAACAUAUAACUAAAGAAGUAUUUGAAACUCUGGAUGUUAACAAAGACAGUAGAUUCUCUAUGGCUGACUUGGAAAGUCUCAGUCAACCAAUGCUAGAAGAUAUAAGAGGGUUGUUUUUAGACAGAUUACAAGAUUAUGAUGAUAUAUUAAAAGACCAACAAGAAGAAGCUAAGGAAUCAAAGAAACAGUCAGAAAAGGAAAAUAAGGCUAAAGAUGCUCCUGCUACUACUGGUCCCGUAGAUGAUUAUCUGAAGAACUAUAUUGGGCAGUUAGAAGAUGUGUUAAAAGAAAGUAUAGAAGAAAUGUCUGUCACUGGACAUCUACCGGAUAUCAAAAAGAAAUUUGCUGAAAAACAAGCACAAGGAAAGACAGGAAAUGCCGAUAAACCUAAACAAUCUACUAAACCAAAGACAGAGCGAGAGAAAGCUAAAGAGAAAUUGGAACAAGACAGACAAAGACGGAAAGAAAAGCAAGAGGCAGAAAAUAUAAAAGAGAAAACAAAGGAUGAUGAAAAAUAUCUUAUUGUUGAUGAUUCUGUUGAAGAAGAAAUAAUGGCCGAUGAUGAUGACGACUCUACAACCGGAAGUACUAAUAAAAGGACACCAACUGCUGAUAAAGCAGACACCAAAGACAACAAAUCACACACUAAAGAUAACAAAGCAGACACAAGACACGUUGAUAAGAAGACGGGGCGUAAAGGCCAAGAUGGAAAAGAAGCUAAACAGAAAAAUACUGGUUCGAAGAUAAAAACAGAGCUUUAA